Molecule: messenger RNA, 2042 nt
Organism: Hemisphaericaspora subhashii
Lineage: Eukaryota; Fungi; Ascomycota; Pichiomycetes; Serinales; Debaryomycetaceae
Exons: 1
Source: RefSeq, a predicted model, not a curated record
AUGAAGAUGAGAGCUGGUACACAACGACUCUGAACUUCGAAGCAAGAUCUUAUACCACUACAUAUACUGAUGAAGAUGGUUCCACUAAGAUGGGCGUUGUUGUCGUGACUACUGAUGAGAACCAGAGAUGGUUAACUAGUACACUGAACUUGGAUGGAAAUGUGUACACCACUACCUAUGUCGAUGAAGAUGGUGGUACAAAGACCGGAUUGGUGAUUGUUACUAUAGAUGAAGAUGAGAGCUGGUACACAACGACUCUGAACUUCGAAGCAAGAUCUUAUACCACUACAUAUACUGAUGAAGAUGGUUCCACUAAGAUGGGCGUUGUUGUCGUGACUACUGAUGAGAACCAGAGAUGGUUAACUAGUACACUGAACUUGGAUGGAAAUGUGUACACCACUACCUAUGUCGAUGAAGAUGGUGGUACAAAGACAGGCUUGGUGAUUGUUACAACAGAUGAAGAUGAGAGUUGGUACAGUACUACCCUGGAGUUCAAAUCGACAUCUUAUACCACUACAUAUACUGAUGUUGAUGGUUCCACUAAGAUGGGUGUUGUUGUCGCGACUACUGAUGAGAACCAGAGAUGGUUAACUACGACACUGAACUUGGAUGGAAAUGUGUACACCACUACCUAUGGCGAUGAAGAUGGUGGUACAAAGACAGGCUUGGUGAUUGUUACAACAGAUGAAGAUGAGAGUUGGUACAGUACUACCCUGGAGUUCAAAUCGACAUCUUAUACCACUACAUAUACUGAUGAAGAUGGUUCCACUAAGAUGGGCGUUGUUGUCGUGACUACUGAUGAGAACCAGAGAUGGUUAACUAGUACACUGAACUUGGAUGGAAAUGUGUACACCACUACCUAUGUCGAUGAAGAUGGUGGUACAAAGACAGGCUUGGUGAUUGUUACAACAGAUGAAGAUGAGAGUUGGUACAGUACUACCCUGGAGUUCAAAUCGACAUCUUAUACCACUACAUAUACUGAUGUUGAUGGUUCCACUAAGAUGGGUGUUGUUGUCGCGACUACUGAUGAGAACCAGAGAUGGUUAACUACGACACUGAACUUGGAUGGAAAUGUGUACACCACUACCUAUGUCGAUGAAGAUGGUGGUACAAAGACCGGAUUGGUGAUUGUUACUAUAGAUGAAGAUGAGAGUUGGUACAGUACUACCCUGGAGUUCAAAUCGACAUCUUAUACCACUACAUAUACUGAUGCUGAUGGUUCCACUAAGAUGGGCGUUGUUGUCGUGACUACUGAUGAGAACGAGAGAUGGCGAACUACGACACUGAACUUGGAUGGAAAUGUGUACACCACUACCUAUGGCGAUGAAGAUGGUGAUACAAAGACAGGCUUGGUGAUUGUUACAACAGAUGAAGAUGAGAGCUGGUACACAACGACUCUGAACUUCGAAACAAGGUCUUAUACAACUGCGUAUAUUGACGAAGAUGGUUCCACUAAGAUGGGCUUCGUUGUUGUUACGACUGAUGAAAAUGAGAGCUGGUUCACUUCAACACUGAAGUUGGAGGAAAAUGUGUACACCACCACCUAUGUCGAUGAAGAUGGCAUCCCAAAGACAGCUAUUGUUAUUGUUAUUUCUGAUGUAAAUAAGACUUGGUACACUAAUAUGCCUGCUUUUGAAGAUGUUCUGCUCACAUCUGGACCCAAACCCAAACCUGUCGUUCAUUAUUAUAUCACCAUCACACCCAAUUCAGGAGAUGAAAUAGUGGUAAAAACUAUAGGUGUAAUUAUUGAAGGUCCAGUUAUUGGUUGCAGCUCAGAAAUUGUUGAUAUUCCUAGUGCCGUAGAUUAUACGAAAUUGACCCAAGCUGUUACCAAGACCGUUGUUGUGGCAGAAACUAGCUGUCAAGGUAAUGAAUGUGUAGAAAUGGAGAGAACUGAGGAAAUAAACUCUGAAGAGACGACAUGGGCAGCAGCAUUUGAAUCGCAACCUUCGAUAGUGCUCGAAGGUGGUGCGUCUUCGAGUAUUUGCAGAGCUAAUAUGGCUGGCAUUUUUGUGGGCUUGAUUGGAUUUCUUUUUAUUUAA